UCCAUAUCGAACUGGUUCCUUCUUUGAGCACAGGCUCCUGCAUAAUGGCUAUCAGAAAUUUCAUGGCGCGCCGCGGUACGCCCAGUGUUAUAUAUAGCGACAGGGGAACCAACUUCAUUGGGGCAUCCCGACAGAUGAAAGAGGCCGCUGCAGCAGUUAACGUGGACGAUAUAAUGAGGGAGUUCACUUCUGUCGAUACAACAUGGUCGUUCAACCCACCUCUUGCGCCACACAUGGGAGGUAGUUGGGAGCGACUAAUAGGAAGUGUAAAGCGAAACCUUCAAAAGAUCAACCCUCCCAGAAACCCAACCGAUGAAGUCCUGCGCAACGUUCUGAUCGAAGUUGAAAAUACCAUAAACUCUAGACCGCUAACCCAUGUCCCAGUCGAUGAUGACAGCGCCCCAGCCUUGACACCGAACCAUUUUCUUCUUGGUUCCUCAAACGGAAUCAAGCCCUAUACUACUUUCGACGACAACAAUAGUGCUCUCCGCCAAAACAUCCUAGCCUCCCAGGUGCUAGCCAACACGUUCUGGAAGCGUUGGCUGAAUGACUAUCUGCCAGAAAUCACCAAACGGUCGAAAUGGUUUUGUAAAACCGCUCCAGUAGCCGUUGGAGACGUGGUAGUUAUCGCCGACCCUCGGCUACCUCGCAAUUGCUGGCCUAAGGGAAAGGUCAUCGAAACUCAUCCGGGCAAAGAUGGAGAAGUUCGCUCGGCUACGGUACGUACAUCUACCGGAGUCUAUGUUCGAGCGGUCACCAAACUGGCAGUUCUGGACGUAAGGCGCGAAGGAAGUAAGCCAGCCUGAAGACUGGCGUACCCGGGGGGAGUGUGAACUGUUCUAACAGUGCGCGCCCAUUGUGUUUGUGCCUCUGUAGCAGCCCUGCCUUCAUUGCUUUGACGGCCUGACUUAGGAGUGACAGAGCAACCGCCUGUCACCAUCGUGAGUAGAUGAUAAGCCAAAAAACAACACAUUGCGUAGAUAAUAUCUAGUGAAAUAUUACUAUCUAAAGUUAUUCUAUAAAGUUAAUUUGUUAAAUCCUACUUUGAUCCUAAACUAUAUUUGAUCCUAAGGACAAGUGAAAUCAGUGCCUAAUACUACAGUGCAAGUACCCUUCGGUUCGCAGAGUGCAUAACCUAUGAUUCCUAAAGCUAAACCGAAACGCUACUAGGAAUAUAUACACCACCCAAGACCCUCCGGAUUACACUAGGGGAACUAAACGUAAGUUAAAUUUACUUAUAUGAAAUGCGCUAUGCGAAUUAUGUUACAAACAGAAACUUAUAUCUACAUUAUGCUACAAAGUUAUAUGUUUAAUUACCAAUCAUUCCUGAAUUGUAAACUUAAAAUUACACCCUCCUUCCUCUCAUCCUCAUUAUUAUGCAGGAAUUUAUUAAUCUUCCGAAUAAAGAGCCGUGGAUUGUUCAUUGCUCCGAAGAUUAAUUUAACGGAAAGAGACCCCCUUUCAGUCUGGGUGACUAAUUGUUGAAACGAACU
Molecule: messenger RNA, 1493 nt
Organism: Aedes albopictus (Asian tiger mosquito)
Lineage: Eukaryota; Metazoa; Arthropoda; Insecta; Diptera; Culicidae
Exons: 2
Coding region: 45-806 (253 amino acids)
Biological process (GO): DNA integration
Molecular function (GO): nucleic acid binding
Source: RefSeq, a predicted model, not a curated record